AAAAUUUGCUGUUGCUUCUUCCAGAGGCUAGAACAGUUUCCAGGAUGGCUUCUGCAUCAACAUCUAAAUGUAAUUCAUAUGCCUUGGAGAAUGAAUCCAUUAAAAUGGUAUCUCAAGAUGGACUCAGUCAGGAUCUCAGUGAGAGUGUUCCUCAACUCCCAGGGGAAAUACUAAUUACUGACAAAGAAGUUAUUUACAUAUGUCCUUUCAAUGGCCCCAUUAAGGGAAGAGUUUACAUCACAAAUUAUCGUCUUUAUUUAAGAAGUUUGGAAACGGAUUCUGCUCUAAUACUUGAUGUUCCUCUGGGUGUGAUAUCAUUAGUUGAAAAAAUGGGAGGCGCGACAAGUAGAGGAGAAAAUUCCUAUGGUCUAGAUAUUACUUGUAAAGAUUUGAGAAACCUGAGGUUUGCAUUGAAGCAGGAAGGCCACAGCAGAAGAGAUAUGUUUGAGAUCCUCACAAGAUAUGCCUUUCCUCUGGCACACAGUCUGCCAUUAUUUGCAUUUUUAAAUGAAGAGAAGUUUAAUGUGGAUGGGUGGACUAUUUAUAAUCCAGUUGAAGAAUACAGAAGGCAGGGCCUACCUAAUCACCAUUGGAGGAUAACUUUCAUUAAUAAGUGCUAUGAACUCUGUGACACAUACCCUGCUGUUUUGGUGGUUCCCUAUCGGACCUCAGAUGAUGACCUCAGGAGAGUUGCAACUUUUAGAUCCCGAAAUCGGAUUUCUGUACUGUCGUGGAUUCAUCCAGAAAAUAAGAUGGUCAUUAUGCGCUGCAGUCAGCCUCUUGUCGGUAUGAGUGGUAAAAGAAACAAAGAUGACGAGAAAUAUCUGGAUGUGAUCAGGGAAACUAACAGACAAAUUUCUAAGCUCACAAUUUAUGAUGCACGACCCAGUGUAAAUGCAGUGGCCAACAAGGCCACAGGAGGCGGAUACGAAAGUGACGAUGCGUAUCAUAACGCCGAGCUGUCUUUCUUAGACAUUCAUAAUAUUCAUGUUAUGCGUGAAUCUUUAAAGAAAGUGAAAGACAUUGUUUAUCCUAACAUUGAAGAAUCUCAUUGGUUGUCCAGUUUGGAGUCUACUCAUUGGUUAGAACAUAUUAAGCUUGUCCUGACAGGAGCCAUUCAAGUUGCAGACAAAGUUUCUUCAGGGAAGAGCUCAGUGCUUGUGCACUGCAGUGAUGGAUGGGACAGGACUGCUCAGCUGACAUCCCUGGCCAUGCUGAUGCUGGACAGUUUCUACAGGAGUAUUGAAGGCUUUGAAAUAUUGGUACAGAAAGAGUGGAUAAGUUUCGGACAUAAAUUCGCAUCUAGAAUAGGUCAUGGUGAUAAAAAUCAUGCUGAUGCUGACCGAUCUCCUAUUUUUCUCCAGUUUAUUGACUGUGUGUGGCAGAUGUCAAAACAGUUUCCCACAGCUUUUGAGUUCAAUGAAUGCUUCUUGAUUACGAUCUUGGAUCAUCUGUAUAGCUGUCGAUUUGGUACUUUCUUAUUUAACUGUGAAUCGGCUCGAGAAAGACAG
Messenger RNA from Cricetulus griseus (Chinese hamster), 1511 nucleotides. The record is from RefSeq and is a predicted model, not a curated record. NCBI's taxonomy places the organism in Eukaryota, Metazoa, Chordata, Mammalia, Rodentia, Cricetidae.